This is a messenger RNA of Ornithodoros turicata, 2503 nucleotides long. RefSeq lists its product as uncharacterized. The record is from RefSeq and is a predicted model, not a curated record. The coding region runs from base 168 to 2315 and encodes 715 amino acids. The transcript has 5 exons. Lineage: Eukaryota; Metazoa; Arthropoda; Arachnida; Ixodida; Argasidae.
AAAACGAAAAUGGUUGACCAUGUCCGAAAGUAAAAUGGCGCAUCACUUCUGAAGCUUCUGAACGUCUCGAUGUGUUUCGUGAAUGUCGCAUUCCGUGUUUCCCUAGACCUUGUCUCCUCUGGUGCAUUACGUCGUUUGAAAUUAACUGGUAUAAAGCUCGGUAAGCAAUGAGCUUCGGUAAUUUCAGAGGUGGGCAAAGGUUCGGGAGUUCGGAGGAUUCCAACCGUCGCACAUGGCGCAAUCGACAAAACUUCAGAGGUGCAAGAUCGCAGAAAAAUUAUGGUAACGAACUGGCAACUUUUACUGCGCCAGCCCACCAAGGGCUUACAAGCAGAGGAAGACCGUGUUUUAGAGAGAACAUCAGAAGACAAGCAGCACAUGAGGUACCUGAAACUGUUUCUCAUUCCAACAACUCUCAAAACAAUAGCAGAAACGAAUGUAAUUCCUGGAAUUACACAGGCGCUGAACGACAGAUGCCCCCCCGGGACAGUAUAGAGCGUCCAUGGGCAGAUCGGGAUAGGAACAUGGUGUCUGCUGAUGACAGCACCGACGUGGUUAAAGCGUCUUUCGACACAGACCUACGCUUUGAAACAGAGUCUCGUGCUUCGGUAUCAGAGGGACAGGAACGUUGGUUAAGAAAUCCGUACCGAUUAAUGGAUCCAGAAACGAGGAAGAUGCUGGACAAAGCCCUUCCCAUCUUACGUUCACUGAAGUCAUCAAACCCGUGGCAGCAAAGCAACAACCGCUCGUCCCCGUCAAGCAUGCAAGGCAUAGGGAUUACCACGCAAGUAAAUAACCAAACGCGUGCACGGAUAUCAAGAAGCAUGUCACACGGCGAAGAGCACCCCGAGGAAAGUACUAGUGGAUUGACAGACUCCACACAAAAAUGGAACCAACAGAUCGACUCAUUUCCAGGACACAACUAUUUUGCAAAUCUAAAACAACGAGAGCAGAGUAGAGCCCUAUUUGGAAAGUCUGGGCCUUCCCUCUUGCAAACACCUUCUCAUGACUUUGCGUGGAGCAAUGUGCAAAAUGGCAUCAGCAAUACGCAACACGUUUUUAAUUCAGAGAGUGCGCCUACAUUUGGGGCUGUCAGUGAACAAACAAGCCUGCCUGCCACAAAAAAAGACAAAGGAAGUCCAACAACACCAGUCCGUCGUGCCCGAGAAAUGUGGAGAAACCCUCAGUUUCAGACUGUCGGUGGUUAUACUUGGCGUACCUAUACCACGUCCGACAAUAGUCGUGGGGAUCAAGUGUCAUCGUCAGCAGCUGGCAAAGAGGUGACAUUUGAAGAAAACAAUAACCUGGAAGCAAGGCUACCAAGCACAAAUGUCCCAGCAGUCAUCAAGGAGAGAUGUUCAAAAAGCCCACAUCUGAGUGUCCAAGCAAUUGCAAAUAAAAAUCAAGUCACCUAUCCAAGAGAGGAAAGCCAUAAUCCUGAUGGAGCGACCAUGAAUGUUGUGCGGGACAACAUAUGCAGAAAUGCUUCCGGAACAUUUUCCGUUACGCAUCUAGAUGACGAUGAAUGCCCUCUUCCGGAUGUCAGCUGCAUGAAGUUUCAGCGCGAUCAGAGUCAGGCAGCUGACGUCCAUGAAGUUGAUGAGAGCAGACUACUUCCUGACGAUGUAAACAUAGAAAAACUACAGUAUGUCCUCUUCUUUGACAUCAGCAAGAAAAGCUUCUUUGAAGAAGUUCAGAAGCCAUUUCUGUCCGGUUCCCUAUUGUACUUCUUCUACCAAGACCCUUCUAUGUUGCUGCCCACAAGGGGACACCCGUUCUACAAGGAAAAUGCUCAUAACUGGAUCUAUUUCUACCCGGAUUGUGGAACAGAGUAUGGUGGCUACCAAUUAGCGGCACCUGCUGUGAUAACAUGGAUGAAUGAGAAAGUACCUCGAAGGGUAAAGUUCCUUGUGCAUGGACACCAGAAACAGCUGAAAUUGAACAAUAUGCUGAGGAAGGUUAUCUACUACCCCACAUCCAGAGUUAUAGAUGUGGUGUUGCUUAACAGGAUGUUGAAUGGUGACUUUGAUGCACAGCAUCCUGGGGAAUACAGGACAGCUGCCACGGGGGGAACUAGGACUGUGGGUGUCCAACAGAGCAUGCAAAGUGCUCGUGAAGGUAAAACAAGCACUGUGGUCAGUGUGACUAGACAGAGGGUGGCUCCUGCAAGUGCAAGUGCUAGUGCUAGAACAUCUUCUGUGAUACAAAGUACACGGAACUGUUUGUCAAGGGACACAGCAAACGCACCAGAAAAACGCAACAUAGUGAGCCUGAAGGCUCCUUCAGCUAGGAAGAAAAUCUGCUGGGACAGGUAGCAGGUGCAGAAUUAAAUGUAAUUAAUGAAUGGUUCAUGCAGCACAACAGGUGUACAUUUGCUGAAUUAUCAAACAAAAGUCUCGACACAGUUCAGAGAUUUACUCAUCAGUGUUCAUUUGUCACUGUAUAUGACAUUUCAUGCUACAAUGUUUGGUAUAACACUCAAUAAAGUGAAGUUCUUUUUGAA